UUGUUUGUUGGUGAAUAAAGUGGUGGUAGCUGAUUUGAGUUUUGAUCGCAAGCGAGCGUUCGGCCAUGCCCAAUAACACAGUUUCAAUCACCACAUACUAAUUUGGAACGCAGAAGGCCACUUUUUCAUGAAUCAUGAAUGCAAUGUGAGUUGCGUUUUGGGGAAAGUGUGAAACAAUUGAUUCUGAAGUGAAGUGGAUCUGAAUGCUAAAUUGCUAACCACGAAUAAUGACGGAUACUUCAGUUUUCAUGGGUACCGCAAUUUUGGAGCCUCGGAAUGAUAUGGAGUUUGAAUCUCAUGAGGCUGCAUAUGCAUUUUACAAAGAAUAUGCUAAGUCUGCUGGGUUUGGUACUGCCAAGUUGAGCAGUCGUAGGUCUAGGGCAUCCAAGGAAUUCAUUGAUGCUAAAUUUUCGUGUAUAAGGUAUGGUAAUAAGCAGCAAUCCGAUGAUGCCAUUAAUCCGCGGCCUUCUCCGAAAAUUGGUUGUAAAGCAAGCAUGCAUGUGAAGAGAAGACAGGAUGGUAAGUGGUAUGUCUAUAGAUUUGAGAAGGAUCAUAAUCAUGAGCUUUUGCCUGCCCAAGCUCAUUUCUUUCGGAGUCAUAGGAGUUCUGAUCCACUGAGUAAUGAUGUUCGGAUGCGACGGAGGAAGAACUCAACUACCGUUUCUAAAUUGUUUAGCGCGUAUCAGAAUGUUGAUUGUUUAGAGAAUUUCAUGAAAAAUCAACAUGAUCGUGGACGGAGUCUGAUUUUAGAACCAGGGCAUGCACAGUUGCUUCUUGAACUCUUCAUGCAAAUGCAGGAAGAGAAUCCAAAGUUCUUCUAUGCAGUUGAUUUGAAUGAAGAGCAUCGACUGAGAAAUGUGUUCUGGGUUGAUGCUAAAGGCUUAGAAGAUUAUGCUUACUUUUCUGAUGUUGUUUCCUUUGACACAACAUAUUUUACAAGCAAGUAUAAAAUACCAUUGGUACUUUUCAUUGGAGUAAACCAUCAUAUUCAGCCAACAUUGCUUGGCUGUGCAUUGAUUGCCGAUGAGACUGUAUAUACUUUUGCUUGGUUGCUGCAAACAUGGUUUAUAGCAAUGGAGGAACGAGCACCACAAGUUAUUCUUACUGACCAAAAUGAUGCUAUUAAAGCAGCUGUUGCUGCUGUUCUUCCAGGAACACGGCACUAUUAUUGUUUGUGGCAGAUUUUGGAAAAGAUACCAAAGCAGCUUGAUUGUUUAGGCACGUGGCAUGAUAGCUUUAUGGAGAAGUUCAACAAAUGUAUAUAUAAAUCAUGGACAGAAGAUCAAUUUGAAACGAGAUGGUGGAAGUUAGUCGACAGGUUUAACCUUAGAGACGUUACGUGGGUCCAAUCCCUGUAUGAUGAUCGUGCAUAUUGGGUGCCUACAUUCAUGAGAGAUAUUUCUUUUGGUGGCUUUUCUACUAGUUCUCGCUCAGAGAGUUUAAAUGCUUUUUUUGACAAUUAUGUCCAAGUUGAUACUUCGUUGAGAGAAUUUGUAGAACAGUACAGAGUUAUUCUUGGAGACAGGCAUGAAGAGGAAGCAAAGGCAAAUUUUGAUGCAUGGCAUGAAACACCUGAAUUGAGGUCUCCUUCCCCUUUUGAAAAACAAAUGUUAUUAGUUUACACACAUGAAAUUUACAAAAGGUUUCAGGUUGAGGUUUUGGGUGCAGCUGCUUGCCAUCUCAAGAGAGAGAACACUGGAGUGACUGAAACUUAUUCUGUGAAAGACUUUGAAAACAAUGAAAGCUAUAUGGUAGAAUGGAACACGUCUAACUCAGAUAUAUGUUGUUCAUGUCGCUCAUUUGAAUAUAAAGGCUAUCUUUGUAGACAUGCUAUUGUUGUUCUACAAAUGUCUGGUGUUUUCAGCAUCCCAUCAAAGUAUAUAUUGCAGAGAUGGACCAAUGCUGCUUUGAGCAGGCAUCCUAUUGGUGAAAAGCUGGAAGAGGUUCAAGUCAAGGUCCGGCGAUUCAAUGAUUUAUGUCGACGGGCCAUAAUAUUGGGUGAAGAAGGUUCUUUAUCACAGGAAAGCUACUAUCUCGCUUUAGGUGCAAUAAGCGAAGCUUUAAAGCAAUGUGCAAAUUUGAGCAACCCUGUUGAGAAUGAAACAAGAGCUGAUGCCUCAGCUACCCAUGUUGUUUGUAAUGAUGAAGAGUAUCAAUCUAUUAUUUCAUCUAAUAAUAUAACCCCUGUUCCAAAAAUUAAUACAAGUAAUAAGGUUGCGAGGACUCUUGCAGCUUGUAGGAAUCUCGGAAGCACAGAAAAUGGUGAACGAAAUAAAGAGAAGGUUUCCCAGCUUGAAGCAGCAUGUGUGAAAGAUGGUUUUCAACAAGUGGAUCCAACUGAUUUGACUCCUCCACAUACUGCCAUCCCCAUGCAGUUUCACAGUAUGAUUCCAGCCCUGUUCCACAAUCACAACGUUUCACCGGCACAGUUUCAUGCUCAUUUGCAUGAAACUCAUCAUACCAAAGACAAUGUAUAAUAAUAAUUAAUCUGUACAUAUGUAAUGUGUAGAGGCUAGGCGGCAAUUGAAUUGGAUAGUUGUGCUAACUUGGUGCCCUUACGAUGAGACACCGAUUCUUUUGCUAGUGUUGUUUUUUUUAUGUUUAUUUGGGUUUGUGUAAUAUAUUGUAGGUGCUUGUAUUUUGGCUUUUGGGAAUUUGAUCGUGUUACAAAGGCCACUAGGUCACCAUUAGCAAUCUACGUUUGUGAUCUCGUAUAUUUCGCUUC
Arachis duranensis is the source of this 2725-nucleotide messenger RNA. RefSeq names its product protein FAR1-RELATED SEQUENCE 4. The transcript has 4 exons. Gene Ontology annotation, molecular function: zinc ion binding. The coding region runs from base 228 to 2477 and encodes 749 amino acids. The record is from RefSeq and is a predicted model, not a curated record. Gene Ontology annotation, biological process: regulation of DNA-templated transcription. NCBI's taxonomy places the organism in Eukaryota, Viridiplantae, Streptophyta, Magnoliopsida, Fabales, Fabaceae.